This is a messenger RNA of Verruconis gallopava, 2374 nucleotides long. RefSeq lists its product as uncharacterized. Lineage: Eukaryota; Fungi; Ascomycota; Dothideomycetes; Venturiales; Sympoventuriaceae. The transcript has 3 exons. Gene Ontology annotation, biological process: transmembrane transport. Bases 480 to 2267 code for a protein of 595 amino acids. The record is from RefSeq and is a predicted model, not a curated record. Gene Ontology annotation, molecular function: transmembrane transporter activity.
CCCGUCCGAUAUCGGCCGUGCCAAGGCGCGCUCCGGUCGCGGGCCCACCCUCAGGCGCCUUUUUCUUGGAAGGAGCGACUGGAGCGGGCCGCGUUUGAUCAAUCAUAUCAUAUCAAUCUGAUAAGAUGCUCAGGUCUAGCCCGCCUCGUUCUCUGCGCCAUGCCGCGUGCCAAGUCGCUUUGGAAGCUUUCUCAUCUGACAUUUUGUCUUCAAAAACCGCACACAUGCUCUGUCCAGACGGCUUGCCGCCCAUGCUAAGGCUUGGGUGCCGCCUUCUUCGACCUUGCGAAAGAGAACCCGGCGUCUUGGCUACGUGAUGCCAGCGAGCUCGGGUGACAGCUACAGUCCUCUGGACCAGCAGAGAUUUUCUAGCUCCUGUGAGCAAUUAUAGAUCCGAGAUGCCCUCGCAGGUGGCUCGCUGAAGCAGCGUCAGAAACGCUUUUGCAUCGUCCCUUACAUUCCUCCUCGUCAUCCCCAUCAUGCCUUUUCCGUUGCGCAAUCCUUUGAAACCCCAGAGUCCAGCUGGCCUUGGGCAUGAAGCCGUGCUUGAAACCGGCGAGUCCAAGCUUCCUCAGCCCAACGUUGAGCCUGCAAAGGAUAGCAACCUCGCUCAUGAGCAGUUGGACGGCCGCUCCCCUGACCCAGGGGCGCAAGGAGGUGUUAAGAAAGUCGAGGCCAUUACCCUGACUUGGACCCGUCCGGAGCUCGUCGUUGCAUACGUCUCGUUUUUUUUGCUGUACUUCGUCAACGCAUUCCAGGCUUCCAUCACCGCAAACUUGACAGCAUACGUUCUUAGCGGCUUUGAAUCGCACUCCCUGAUCCCCGUCAUCUACAUCGUCUCCAAUGUCAUGUCGGCUGCGACAUACCUACCAUUGGCCAAGAUUCUUGACUUAUGGGGUCGUGCCCAAGGGUUUUUCGCCAUGGCUAGUCUCGCGACCAUGGGCUUAAUCCUCAUGGCCACCACGUCCAACGUACAAACUUUCUGUGCUGCGCAGGUAUUCUAUUCCAUUGGGUUCACCGGGAUGAUUUUCAGCAUAGACGUAAUGACUGCGGAUUCUUCGAAGCUCAGGCAUCGUGGUCUGGCCUUCGCCUUUACCUCGUCGCCUUACAUCAUCACUGCUCUUGCAGGCCCGAAGGCUGCUGAAGGCUUCUACGAGAAUAUUUCGUGGCGCUGGGCAUUUGGCUGCUUUUCCAUCAUUCUACCAUUCGUUGCAACCCCGCUUUUUUUGCUCCUCUUGCGAAACGAGCGCAAGGCUAAGAAGAACGGAUUGCUUGUCAAAGAAAAAAGUGGAAGAACCCUUGUGGAAAGCGUUUGGCACUAUGUCAUCGAGUUCGAUGGGAUCGGCGUUUUCCUCCUCGCAGCGGGGCUUGUCAUCUUCUUGCUACCGUUUUCGCUCGCUGACUACACCGCUGAGAGUUGGAAACGAGCGUCUACGAUAUCAAUGUUGGUCAUUGGUUUCCUGUUGUUGCUGACAUUCGUCAUCCACGAGAGAUUCUUUGCCUCCAAGCCAUUCAUCCCGUACCGAUUGCUGAUAUCGCGAACCAUUCUUGGCACUUGUAUCUUGGAUUCCACUUAUCAAAUCGCGUACUAUUGCUGGGGCUCUUACUUCUCCUCCUACUUGCAGGUCGUCAAUAAUCUCACAAUUACACAGGCAGGCUGGGUAACCGGCAUAUUCGAUAUCAUCGCUGGGUUGUGGCUUAUCUUUGUUGGAUUCCUCAUGAUGCGGACAGGAAGGUUCAAGUGGCUGCUUCUAAGUGCGGUUCCGCUCUACAUGCUCGGUGUUGGACUUCUCAUCUACUUCCGACGACCUCAUACAAACAUAGGCUAUAUUAUCAUGUGCCAGAUCUUCCUGGCUUUCUCCGGUUCGACCAUGAUUCUGUGCAUGCAAGUUUCAGUCAUGUCCGUGGCGGAACACGGAGAUAUUGCAGCAGUUUUGGCCAUCUUAGGUCUCUUCGGUUACAUUGGCGGGGCAAUUGGCAAUUCUAUCUCAGGUGCCAUUUGGACAAACACGCUACCGGUUCAACUGCAAAAACUACUACCGGAAUCUUGCUCUGCCGACUGGGAAACUAUCUACAACGACUUGACGGUUCAAUUGAGCUAUCCAAUGGAUGAUCCUUGCCGUGAAGCAAUUAUGCAGAGUUAUGGGGCUGCUCAAAGACGCAUGUUGAUUGCAGGAACUUCAAUCAUGUCGAUUGCCGUCGUUUGCGUGUUCUUAAUCAAGAAUGUUAAGAUCGAUCGUCAGCAGAUGAAGGGUGUCUUGUUUUAGGCGACAGAAGGGACACCAUGUUGUGGUGAACCUUCAGGACCUCAAUACUGGAGACGGGCUCGGUGACAAGUCAGAUAUUAGUUUAUUAAAGAGAAAAAGUUUCUUCA